Molecule: messenger RNA, 1353 nt
Organism: Rhincodon typus (whale shark)
Lineage: Eukaryota; Metazoa; Chordata; Chondrichthyes; Orectolobiformes; Rhincodontidae
Product: late histone H2B.L4-like
Exons: 2
Coding region: 113-637 (174 amino acids)
Cellular component (GO): nucleosome
Molecular function (GO): protein heterodimerization activity; DNA binding; structural constituent of chromatin
Source: RefSeq, a predicted model, not a curated record
ACAAAGUAAUAUUUCCUCAGUACAAAGCCAGGUGUGACCAGCUGCUUCUAACAAACAGCAGAUCCUGGCAGAUCCACGUUGUGUCCCACACUAACCAAUCACAGAGAGACUAAUGUCAUGGUUUGACAUUCUUGUAAACUACCCAAUCAGGAAUAAGGCUUUCCCCCAUCCUUCAUUAGCAUUGCUGACGCCGUCAGGCUACAAAAGGCGAGCUCCGAGGCUGCUUUCGCUUAUUCUGUGUCGGACAUUGUCUGUCGCAAUGGUAGAGGAAAAGAAAGGACAAGUAGCCAAGAAGGGUGCGAAGAAAGCGGUGAAGAGGGCGCCAGCGAAAGGCGGUAAGAAGAGAAGAAGGUCCAGGAAAGAAAGUUACUCCAUCUAUAUCUACAAAGUAAUGAAGCAGGUUCACCCCGACACCGGCAUUUCCUCCAAGGCCAUGAGCAUCAUGAACUCGUUCGUCAACGAUAUUUUCGAGCGCAUCGCGGGGGAAGCUUCCCGCCUGGCCCAUUACAACAAGCGCAGCACCAUCAGCUCCCGGGAGAUCCAGACCGCCGUGCGGCUGCUGCUGCCCGGGGAGCUGGCUAAGCACGCUGUGUCGGAGGGUACAAAGGCGGUGACCAAGUACACCAGCUCCAAGUGAGGCACCACAUUGUGCUGAAAAACACACAUCCAAAACCCAACGGCUCUUUUCAGAGCCACCCACAACUUCCCUAAAACAGCUGAACCAUUAUAUUACUAUCUACGAUAAUUGUGUUUUAUAAAUGUUCUGUAAAUUAGUGAGUGAUCGCAGAUUUUAUGCGCGGCUUAUUCUCGGAUGCGUUCAUAUACAUCUGUAAUCGCUGCCUGUAGACAGGGAUCAUGUUAAACACCAAUGAGUUAAUUUCAGCAAUUUCUGUGUGUUCGUGUUACCCUCUGUCACUCGAUCAGUUCAGAAGCUACAAGACCCGGUUGGGUAUGAACCCUAACUUACACUCUGCAAAAAAAAAAGUGCCCCCGUCUCCCGUCGGUAAGCAAAGAAAAAGCUUCUUCGAGUCACGUUUCAUUUUUUUUUCAUUUCAAAAUCUCCACGCGGUUUUUGCCAGGUUGCAGAAAGCUGUAAAUAAGGCUUUUUGCUGUGGGGAGAGACUUUCAAAAUGAACCGAGAUAAAAUCUGAACUGCUGCCGGACUUGCAUAGUAAAUGUGGAGCUUUUACUAACCUCAGAUCGAGUGCAAUACGGGAGGGCUGCUUUUAAAUAUUGUCUAAAGACGGUGUUCGCGAUUAAUGCGCUCACUCGGGGAAAAAAAACGUUAUCCACUGUUUUAUCGAUAUAUCGGUGUUUUUGAAAUGCGAAAUAAAUGAUCAGUUCCAGAGUGCA